Molecule: messenger RNA, 663 nt
Organism: Danaus chrysippus (African queen)
Lineage: Eukaryota; Metazoa; Arthropoda; Insecta; Lepidoptera; Nymphalidae
Source: the annotation of a GenBank genome assembly
AUGCCCCUAAUGAGAAUCAGGAGUGUGGAAAUAGUCUUCGAAGAUGAAAUGUCCACUUGCACCGACACAGGCCUCCUCGACCGGAGCAUCGAACUCAUACAAUCUGAUAGCGACGAUUCAACUCAAUGUGUCGAUGAUCUCCAUUUACAGGAGAGAGAGGAUUCUGUGACCCUGAACGCUGAUGUCGAAUUGUCUGAUGAUUCAUUCUCUCAGGAUGCGCAAAUCUAUAUCCCUAAAAUACCAAUCAUACAGAUAUCUAACGACGCACACGAUCAAAUUGAUUCCUUGACUAUAAUCAAGGAUGACGUCACACUUUCAUUGAACGUCUCAGAAUUAGGGGAUUCGGGUCGAUUCACAGAGGAGGCGUGUUCAUCGCAUGUCGACAAGCCGCUUAUUACAUACGACGCCUUACUAUCGAGGUCCUUCGAUUCAGUUAACACUGAGAGAAUGUUGAGUAUGUGUGAGAUAUCUGAUGUUAGCGAUGAUAAGAGUAAGCUAUACGAAUACAUUGAUAGCAACAGCGAUAGCUCCGACACCGCCAUCUGUGACGAGGAACACCCGGGGCCCAAACAUGUAUCACUCGACACUAAUUCUGAGGACACUAGUCUGUGUGAGAGUUAUGACCUGCAAUACGACUCGUUCGUUGACAUUGGAAAGUUUUAA